GCUUUUUCUUGGGUGUUGGCUUUGGCAGUUUGUUGUUUGGUUUACCUGGUUUACCUGUUGGGCAACUUGCAGUUGUCACUAUGAAUUUUUAAAGUAACGUUUUACUUUUUAUUUCGUUUUCGAACUUCUCUGGUUAAAGUGAUAGCUGCAAUGAAUCCUGUCACGUUGUUACUCUUCACAUUCCUUGUUUGGGAAUCAAAUGCACAACUUUUAACGUCGCCCAACAGUUUAUUUGGACAAACUAAUGUCAAAAGUGAAACUUAUGAUCCUGAUGCAAUCUGUCCAAAAUCUUGGGUGCACUACGCCACGUCAUGUUACAAAUUCAUUCGAAGCCCAAUCAAAACUAGAGAUGAAGCUAGGCAGUACUGCAGAGCUUUCAACUCUGACUUAACCAGUGUAAACACACUUGAAGAACACAGUUUUAUCACAACAUACCUCAACAAGAAUGACCCCAGUCAUAGAAUUUGGUACAUCAGUGGAAGACAACAAAGCCCAGGUGUAUGGAUCAACGAUGGAGAUGGCACUACCAUGAUGAAUCUUGAUACAGCCUUCUUACCUAAUCAAGAAACUGUCUUUGAAAAGGACUUCUUAUCUUAUGGUUAUUCACUCUCAGCUAGACAGUGGGGUCUUUUGCGUGUGGAUGGAAAAGACCCAUUGCUUUAUAUCUGUGAAAUUCCUGUCAAUCAGGUGAAUUUAUUGGAUGUGGAAGACAGAACAUUUCAGUAUGGAAUUGUUGUAAAUGAUAUCACUAGAAUUCCGCGUGGGCCUUACUUUAUUCGGCAACCAGUGCCUGUGGUAUUUGAUCUGACCAGAAGGAAGACAUUGAAUCAAGUUACCCUUAGUUGUAUAGCAAAUGGUUACCCUACCCCAGAAUUCCAAUGGUACAAAGAAGAUUUUGAAAGCGACCAGCUUGUUUCCAAACGGAUUGAUCCGCUUCUAAUGCCACGACAUACUGUCAGUGGUGGUUUGCUAAUUAUUACCAAUCCAGAGGAGAUCAAAGACAGAGGAAAAUAUCAUUGCGUAGCCAGCAACCAAUACGGAUCUAUCGUAUCCGAGAGUGUGCAACUUUCCUUUGGCUUUAUUGGAGAAUUCAAUCUCAAGCGUUCAUCAGAAAACGGUCUUGAACAUUGGGGAAAAGCGAUUUAUUGUGAUCCUCCUCAAUACUUCCCUGAUAUCCAAUACUAUUGGGUCCGCGAUGUUUUCCCCAAUUUUGUAGAAGAGGAUUCCCGAACUUUUGUUUCUUUUGACGGAAACUUGUAUUUUUCAUCCCUUGAAAAUAUCGACCGAGGCCGCUAUUCCUGCAAUGUGCAAAGUACCGUUUCCAGUAACGGUCGUAAUGGACCUUUCUUUUCGGUCGAAGUUCGCCAGCAUCCUAAUUACCAACAGCUCAAAUUCCCAAACAAUUUCCCCAAGAGUUUCCCAGAAGCCCCAAGAGUUGGUGAAGAUGUUCGACUUGAAUGCGUAGCAUUUGGUUACCCUGUCCCUAAUUACAACUGGACUCGUAAAGGAGCUCCAUUACCUAAGGGUGUUGUCAUCACAAACUACAACCGAAUUCUCGUUUUACCCAAAGUAAAAGUUGAAGAUAUGGGAGAAUAUGUUUGCCGCGCCACCAAUGACAAGGUUUCAAUUGAAGGAUCUGUGACAGUUAGCGUUCAAGCCACACCAGUAUUUACAAUUCCGCUUGGAGAUAUGCAUAUGGACAGGGGCGAAGAUUUGUUGUGGACUUGUGAAGCAUUUGGCAUACCCGACGUCAAUUAUCUGUGGCUACGAAACGGACAGGUUCUCGACCCUCUUUCGCUUGAGCAAGGAGAUCGCGAACGCUUCGAGAUCCGUGAAAAUGUUUUGAUUAUACGCAAACUGGACCCAGACCGUGAUCAAGCAAUGUAUCAGUGCAAAGCUUCGAAUCAAAUUGCGGAGAGGUACUCAUCCGGCCAGCUGAGAAUAUUGGACAUAAAGCCUUCGUUUGCUAAAAAGCCUUUGGAAUCCGACAUUUAUGCUGCUGACGGAGGAAACGUUACUAUUGCAUGCAACCCGGAAGCUGCACCUCGACCGAAAUAUGUGUGGAGGAAAGAUGGCUUCGCUAUUGGUUCUGGUGGAAGAAGAAUUAUUCUUCCAUCUGGACACUUGCUUAUCAAUCCUGUUUCUAUGGAAGACGUUGGAAAUUUCACUUGCACCGCCGAAAAUCGGUUUGGCUCGGAUUCUAGUACAGGGCGCGUCAUUGUUUUGCGUGGGCCAGUAUUCGUGGAGGAACCUCCUAACCGCAUCCUCACCACAGUAGGACAGACGGAACAGUUACGUUGUCGAGCGUCGGCAGAGGGCAUCCUUGAUUUGGCUUACAUCUGGAAACACAAUGGAAUUACAUUGCGGUUUGAUUCGUCUCCCGUCGACUUUCACGAUAAUUUGGAAGCGGCUCACUACAUCCGCUCAAGAGAAGGCAGUCUUGAAAUCAAUAACAUAACAUUGGGUCAAGCUGGAGAAUACGAGUGUGUGGCCAAGACUUCUGUCGGCCGUAUCUCCACCAAAACACACUUGUUUGUGUAUGGACCUCCGGGAGCUGUCGGUGGUGUCCAAGUCUUGGAGCUUACUUCAUCGUCAGCUGUCCUCAGAUGGACUGAUGGUGCAACCAACGGUGAUCCCAUCCGCCUGUAUAUGGUGGAAGGUAGAACUAACUGGAAUCAAACGUGGAGUGUCCUUGCCAUGAACAUCACAGCCAAAGACGUGGAUCGACUGACUUCCCGCAAAGAAGCCCAACUUAUCAACACUGUCUCUCCUUAUUCUACUUACGAAUUCCGAAUCUCGGCUGCCAAUACGCUUGGCUACGGACCAUCCUCAAUUCCAUCACCACAAUAUAAUACACGCCCAGAUCGAAUCUUCCAACCCCCUACCAAUGUCGGUGGCGGCGGUGGAAAGACUGGUGAUUUGACCAUAACAUGGACACCGUUUGUUGGACAACAACAGAACGCGUCGGGAACUUACUACAAGGUCUUUUGGCGCCGGUUGGCUGGUGUUGAUGCUGACGUGACAGAGGAAUCCGAAUAUCAAUCCCAGAUUGUCAAGCAUUCACGUUCAGCUGGUCUUUUCGUUGCCACUGUCGAUCGUAAUCGUCGCUAUUACUACACUCCCUACAAAGUGAAAGUUCAAGGAUGUAACGAUGUCGGGUGUGGCCAAGAAUCUCCAGAGGUUUCCAUUUAUUCAGCUGAGGACGUUCCUCAAGUGGCUCCCAAUCAAGUGGCCGCACGAGCUUUCAACUCGACAUCAUUGAACGUGACAUGGCUCCCAAUGGAUUUAUCUCGCAAGCAAAUGCGAGGCAACAUGAUUGGAUUCCGUAUCAAAUACUGGCGUCGUCAAGAUAAGGAAGACGCUUCCGUCUUCUAUCUGAGUCGAAGUACACGAAACGAAGCCCUGAUCGUUGGUUUGAUGCCCGAUACAUAUUACUGGGUUCGUGUAAUGGCGUACAACGGAGCUGGUGAGGGACCACAGAGUGAACGUUUCCUGGAACGUACGUUCAAGAAGGCACCGCUAAAACCUCCUACGACUGUUCAAGUGGUAGCAGUAAACCCGUCAACAGUACGCGUUACUUGGCGAUACGUAGCGCCGAGUAUCGAGGAAGAACCGCUCAUUGGAUACAAAGUCCGUGUUUGGGAGAGUGAUCAAGACAUGUCAACGGCAAACGAUACGCUCGUUCCACUUGGUCGCAAGCUGGAAGCGUAUGUCACCGGUCUCUCAUGGGGAAAACGCUACAAUCUUCGUGUCUUAGCUUACUCUCAAGGAGGUGACGGAAAGAUGUCGUCGCCCACAUGGGUUUUUAGAAUGGGUGAUGACAGCGAUGUGAACUCAUCCGUCCAAAUGAAUGUGGCCAUAUUAGUGUUAUUGGCCAGUGUUAUUUUAUCGAUCUGCCAGACAUUUACGUAUAAUUUAGGUUUGUACACGUGAUUUGUUUUCUGCCAUCUGUAAUGCGAAAUCAUUCCCUUUUUGCAAUUGUUGUCUUUCUCGCUCCGUCCAUUUUAUCUCAAUGCAGUUUUUUAAUGGCAGCACUACAAAAAGAGGUGAAAACUUUCCUCUGAAAUGUAUCUUUCUCUCAGACUGAGUAGAUUUUAAGGAAUAAACUGACUUAAACCACUAAAA
Daphnia pulicaria is the source of this 4125-nucleotide messenger RNA. It is a transcript of the gene Cont, whose product is annotated as contactin-like. The transcript has 13 exons. Gene Ontology annotation, molecular function: protein binding. Bases 151 to 3933 code for a protein of 1260 amino acids. Gene Ontology annotation, biological process: cell-cell adhesion. The record is from RefSeq and is a predicted model, not a curated record. Lineage: Eukaryota; Metazoa; Arthropoda; Branchiopoda; Diplostraca; Daphniidae.